ACCCGGCCCGGCCCGGCCUGAGCCAGCAGCAGCGCGCGAGCCAGCGCAAGGCCCAGGUGCGGGGCUUCCCGCGCGCCAAGAAGCUGGAGAAGCUGGGGGUGUUCUCGGGCUGCAAGGCCAACGAUGCCUGCAAGUGCAACGGCUGGAAGAACCCCAACCCGCCCACUGCCCCCCGCAUGGACCUGCAGCAGCCUGUGACCAACCUGAGCGAGCUGUGCCGGAGCUGCGGACACGCCCUUGCUGACCACGUGUCCCACCUGGAGAACGUCUCAGAAGAGGAGAUCAACCGGCUGCUGGGGAUGGUGGUGGAUGUGGAAAAUCUCUUUAUGUCGGUCCACAAAGAGGAGGACACGGACACCAAGCAAGUGUACUUCUACCUAUUCAAGCUGCUGAGGAAAUGCAUCCUGCAGAUGAGCCGUCCUGUUGUAGAAGGGUCCCUCGGCAGCCCCCCCUUCGAGAAGCCGAACAUCGAGCAGGGAGUCCUCAACUUCGUCCAGUACAAGUUCAGCCACCUGCCCCCCAAGGAGCGGCAGACCAUGUACGAGCUCUCCAAGAUGUUCCUGCUCUGCCUCAACUACUGGAAGCUGGAGACGCCCUCCCAGUUCCGGCAGCGCUCGCAGAACGACGACGUGGCCACCUACAAAGUCAACUACACCCGCUGGCUGUGUUACUGCCACGUGCCCCAGAGCUGUGACAGCCUCCCCCGCUACGAGACCACCCACGUCUUCGGGCGUAGCCUGCUCAAGUCCAUUUUCACCGUCACCCGCCGGCAGCUGCUGGAGAAGUUCCGGGUGGAGAAGGACAAGCUGGUGCCGGAGAAGCGGACGCUCAUCCUCACCCAUUUCCCCAAGUUUCUGUCGAUGCUGGAAGAGGAGAUCUACGGGGAGAACUCGCCCAUCUGGGAAUCUGACUUCACCAUGCCGGCCGCGGAAGGCGCCCAGCUGGUCCCGCGCCCAGCAGCCGUCAGCACCGUCGCCGUGCCCAGCACCCCGAUGUUCAGCAAGAAACUCGGCAGCUCCUUGUCCUCCAUGAGCCUGGAUGCCAGCACGGCCGAGCCCGUGCCAGGCGAGAAGCGGAAACUGCCCGAGGGCCUGACGCUGGAGGACGCCAAGCGGAUCCGGGUCAUGGGCGACAUCCCCAUGGAGCUGGUCAACGAGGUGAUGCUGACCAUCACGGACCCGGCCGCCAUGCUGGGCCCGGAGACCAGCCUGCUGUCAGCCAACGCGGCGCGGGACGAGACGGCACGGCUGGAGGAGAGACGCGGCAUCAUAGAGUUCCACGUCAUCGGCAACGCGCUCUCGCAGAAAUCCAACAAGCGGAUCCUGAUGUGGCUGGUGGGGCUGCAGAACGUCUUCUCCCACCAGCUGCCCCGCAUGCCCAAGGAGUACAUCACCCGCCUCGUCUUCGACCCCAAACACAAGACCCUGGCUCUGAUCAAGGACGGCCGGGUGAUCGGGGGCAUCUGCUUCCGGAUGUUCCCCACCCAGGGCUUCACAGAGAUCGUCUUCUGCGCUGUCACCUCCAACGAGCAAGUGAAGGGGUACGGGACGCACCUGAUGAACCACCUGAAGGAGUAUCACAUCAAGCACAACAUCCUCUACUUCCUGACCUACGCCGACGAGUACGCCAUCGGCUACUUCAAGAAGCAGGGCUUCUCCAAGGACAUCAAGGUGCCCAAGGGCCGCUACCUGGGCUACAUCAAGGACUAUGAAGGGGCGACGCUGAUGGAGUGUGAGCUCAACCCCCGCAUCCCCUACACCGAGCUCUCGCACAUCAUCAAGAAGCAGAAGGAGAUCAUCAAGAAGCUGAUCGAGAGGAAGCAGGCGCAGAUCCGCAAGGUCUACCCGGGCCUGACCUGCUUCAAGGAGGGCGUGCGGCAGAUCCCGGUCGAGAGCAUCCCUGGAAUCCGAGACACGGGAUGGCGGCCGCUGGGGAAGGAGAAAGGGAAGGAGCUCAAGGACCCAGACCAGCUGUACAACGCCCUGAAAAACCUCCUGGCCCAGAUCAAGACGCACCCCAGUGCCUGGCCCUUCAUGGAGCCCGUGAAGAAGUUGGAGGCCCCCGAUUACUACGAGAUCAUUCGCUUCCCCAUUGACCUGAAGACCAUGACCGAGCGCCUGAAGAAUCGCUACUACGUCACCAAGAAGCUCUUCAUCGCCGACCUGCAGCGCAUCAUCACCAACUGCCGGGAGUACAACCCCCCCGACAGCGACUACUGCAAGUGCGCCAACACCCUCGAGAAGUUCUUCUACUUCAAGCUCAAGGAGGCUGGGCUCAUAGACAAGUAGGGGCUGGGGGGGCCUGGCCUCACGCUCCCCUUGUGCCUGCAGCCCCGGGCCGAGGCAGCGCUUCCUGCCAAACUCUCCCAGGAGGGGCUCGGGGGCUUCUCUGAGCCUGGCUCAGCUGCUGACAGGUGGAGCAGGCCAAGGAGCACGUGUAGCUGCUGAAUGGCCAGAGUGUGGGGCCAGCUCCCCUCCUGCUGCUGGAGGAGGCCCCUGGGACUCGCUGGCUCACCACUGGCCUCUCCCCUGGGCGCCACCAGGAGAGGAGCGGCCCGGGGCCCCUCUGCACCAGGCCAGGCAGCACUCAGCCUGCGGGUGUGUCUGCACGCUGGUGCCUCACCCUGGAGGCAGGAGCCCAGCCCGCAGGCACCAGGUGCUCUUGGCUCUGCAGUGGGUUCAGCCGGGGCAUGGUCCUGCUGGGCUGGAAAUUCCAGCAGGGCAGCCCAGGCUCCAGUGUUGAGCAGCCCCACCCCAGGCAAGCUGCACCGUCUCUCUGGCCUGGGGGUGUUGGCAGGCUUGGGCCAAGGCUGGCUCAUACCCCUGGCCUUUGCAUGCAGCGUGUCUCUCCUUUAUGGGGCUGAGGCCUAGCCCCUGCUUCCCCCAGAGCCCAGCUGCCUGCCCUAGCCCCUCUCCCUCCUGCCGCAGCAUGGUGUGUUCCCUUCGGCUCCUCGUCCUGCCCACCCCCUUGCUUCACGUGGAGCACCUGGCGCUGCCACUCACCGCGUGCAUGUAGAACGGGGGAGAGAGUUCUCCUCCCCUGCUGGCGGUGGGGACGGGAGCUGCCCCCCUCGGGCCGUGCCUGGGUUCACGGUCUCGGCUCCAGGCUGUGCUAACGGGAGGUGAUCUGAGGGGUCUGUAUCAGCUCUCAGCUGUUCCUCCUCCCACAGCUUGGCCUGGGGUCCAUCUCCUGCCCCUGGCACUGCCUGGCCCUCCCGGGCUGGGCCCUGGGCUGUCAAUCCUGCCCCAGCCCUGCCCCCCUGUACUGAGCCAUUUGGCUAGUGUUAGCCCCUGCACUGUCACUUCUGCUGGGGGCCCCUGAGCUGUACCAGGUUGUGACCCCAUCCCCCUUGCCCUGUGCUCCAGGGGUCCUCCCAGCUCCAGCACACUGAGAGCUGCCAUCCUGAGGCCUGGGUGGGGAAUGCUGUCCCAUGGGGCGGUGCCCAGGCAUUUCAGUGGGGCUUGGGCUGCAGGGCCUGGGUCAGGACCAGGACAUUUCAAAGGGGGGUGCAAUGGGGUGACAGCUGAGAGGAAUUGGGUCCCAGGCUGGAGCCACGUGUUGUGCCGGGAUGAACAGGGGUUAGUGGCUAAACCAGGCCCCCACCCUGCUCCUUCCUCAGGGUCCUGAAUGGAGUCCCGUGGGCAAGGAGAUUAUGGGCCAUGGGCUGCUUCUCACAGCCGAGUUACUGGCCUGUCCUAUGACCCUGCGGGGAUCAGGAGCCUCCUGCCUCCCCUCCCUGUCAGGGGGCCCUGAGUCCUGGCAGAGCGACAGGCCCCUGUGAAGUAAAAAGCUGCUGCCCUCUGGCUCAGCGGCCACCUCCUGUGGCACCAGGCCCCUGCAGCUCCUGGCCCAGGGUGGGCAGCCGCAGGCAGUGAAGAUUUCUCCCCGCAGGGGAACAGGAGGAGCAGCAGCCAGGCCGGGGAAGCAUUUCGCUGUCAUGUUCCCCCCACCCUGCCCCCAGACUGGUCACCGUUGCCUUAUUCCCCCCUGCACUGGCCUGUCCCUCGUGCACUGCCAAGGGGCUGUCCCAUCCUCCCUUUUCACUUUUAUUUUCCUUUAUUAUUUUUUUUAAAUAAAUGUACAUGUCCCCCAUGAA
Messenger RNA from Gopherus evgoodei (Goodes thornscrub tortoise), 4096 nucleotides. RefSeq names its product lysine acetyltransferase 2A (gene KAT2A). The record is from RefSeq and is a predicted model, not a curated record. Gene Ontology annotation, cellular component: histone acetyltransferase complex; nucleus. Gene Ontology annotation, biological process: chromatin remodeling; positive regulation of transcription by RNA polymerase II. Gene Ontology annotation, molecular function: protein binding; histone H3 acetyltransferase activity. Lineage: Eukaryota; Metazoa; Chordata; Testudines; Testudinidae. The transcript is spliced from 18 exons. Bases 177 to 2288 code for a protein of 703 amino acids.